Stomoxys calcitrans (stable fly) is the source of this 1518-nucleotide messenger RNA. Its product is annotated as probable serine hydrolase. The transcript has 2 exons. The coding region runs from base 173 to 1180 and encodes 335 amino acids. Lineage: Eukaryota; Metazoa; Arthropoda; Insecta; Diptera; Muscidae. The record is from RefSeq and is a predicted model, not a curated record.
UUAGUUACUCGCCAACAACCGCCGUGUAAAGAUCUCUGAAAUGCUAUUGCCGCCAUAAGAAAAUACACAGAAAACCAAGUUAUACCUAAAAAAAACAAUUGCAUAAAUAUUAAGAAAAAAAGAGAAAAUUAUUUAUACACGGAACGAGUAAUUGAAUGCAAUUCAUUUAAAUAUGACCACUCAAAUAGAGGGUACUAAGAGAGAGUUUAUCGAUUUGCGCAUUCCCAUGCCGUGGGGCUUUAUAGUCGGAAGAUGGUAUGGCAAUCGCAAUGUGAGACCCAUAUUGGCGCUGCAUGGCUGGCUGGACAACAUGGGUACAUGGAAUACACUCAUACCACUGCUGCCCGAGCACUUGGGAAUUCUCUGCAUUGAUCUGCCGGGUCAUGGUCUAUCACCAAAGUUACCACGAGGCAUUGUCUAUCAUGCCGUCGACUAUGUUUGUGUCAUUCUACGCAUUAUGGAUGAGUAUCGUUGGGAUAAGGUGUCGAUUUUGGCUCACUCCAUGAGUUCUAUGAUCUCAUUCAUCUUUGCCUCACUCUAUUCGGAUCGCCUGGAUAUGCUGAUUAGCAUUGAUAUUGUGCGUACACGAUAUCGCAAUCCUAGCACUCAAAUCUCCUUCAUACACAAUCAUAUUGAAAAGUAUCUGGUGGAGGAUGAUCGCCUGCAAUUGGCCAAUCAAAUGGAACCUCCGGCCUAUACGCGCGAACAGCUGCUGCAGAUAAUGUAUGAGGGCACCGAGCGCUCAGUGUCUUUGGAGAAUUGUCAUCACAUUUUGAAUCGAAAUAUUACCAAAUCCACCAAAUAUCCGGACAAAUAUUAUUUUUCCCGUGAUGGUCGGGUGAAAUACUACUUUGAAUUCACCACCUCGCCACCAUUUGCCGCUGAGUUGGCUCGUAAAAUUCGCAAUGUACCCUACUGCGUCAUUAAGGGUUCCCAAUCGAAUUUCAUCGAUGAACAGAGCGACGAAGUCAUUGAGAUAUUGAAGAGCAAUAACCCACACUUUGAGUUCCAUGAAGUUGAGGGCACCCAUCAUGUUCACUUGAAUAAUCCCCAGGAGGUGGCUGCCAUACUCAAUCCAUUUAUCCAUAAACAUAGGCCACCAAUGGCAGAGGAUGGAGUGGUGGGCGAGACUAUGGACCAAGAAAACGCCAAGGCCAGAAAGAGAAAAAGUAAAUUAUGACUAUUGUCGGAUCAUGUGAUGCAAAAGAACGGCCACGGACUGUGGUAUGCCAUUUGGAACCAUUGGGGUACCUUGGGAGGUUAUAAAUAAUUGUGAUCGGAACAGAAAGCAAUAAGGCUAUGAAAUGUUGCUACCAAAUUUUUAAUGUUAAAAAAAAGUUAAUUUUUGUUAAAAUAAUUCUAUAAGCAUUUAUUUUAGAGAAAUAUCCAAGCUUCAGCAGGCUCCUUAUCUUACGGCUAUUAAAUCUAUUAUAACUUGUUGUUAGUUUUAAGAUAGAUUAAGAUUUAAAAGUUUGUACACAAAAAAUAAGAAGCUAUUCCUUCAUACAUGCUCAUAAA